This is a messenger RNA of Misgurnus anguillicaudatus (oriental weatherfish), 2638 nucleotides long. NCBI's taxonomy places the organism in Eukaryota, Metazoa, Chordata, Actinopteri, Cypriniformes, Cobitidae. The record is from RefSeq and is a predicted model, not a curated record.
UGUUUAUGCAUAGCUAGCCAACCAGUAAAUCAGAUAUCUAAAUGUAUGAUAGCACUAUUAUAAUAAUAAUGUUUAUUAUGUGUUUGUGUUUCUUAAUGAAAAAAUCUGUCUGUAGGAGCCAUGUUAAGAGUAUGUCAUGUGACAGUGGGAGAAUAAAGGCGUCAUUAAUUAUGUAGGGUUAAAAUAAAUACCUGUGUGUAGCUUUGGGAACAUGGGGGUGAGUGCAGAAAAACACAUUUUUUGGUUGAUUGUAUAAUCGUAUGUUCAUUCAGACUCUGUAUUGUUGACUUCAUUGUUAUACUUACAAUUAAAAAAGUCCUGAUUCAUUUUCAAUGCAGGAAAACCCUGCGGCAAUAAUCAGGUGAUGUCUGCAUCAUUUCACUUUGACAUGCGAUAAUAACUUUUAUUCAAAACCUUGAUCACUCAAUUUAAAUAAAAUGAAAACAUUUAUUGAAAUCAAUUAAAAAAAAGGAAAAUCGCCCAGGUCUACACCAAACAUAGAUUCAGAUUCUGUAAUUAAUGCUUGAGAAAACAUUCUUAAGUGAAACAUUAGAAAGUCUGAAACAAAUUGUGAUUGUUUUACUGACAUUAAAUGUUUUAAUGUCUCUUCUUUCAUUUCUAGUUCACACCCAUAGAGUGAAAGUAAUUGAGACCUUCAGUGAAGCUCCUCCUACAACAAUCCACCAAUAAAUGCUGGAGUCAAACACACAGAGAAAUCACUCCAUGUGUGACAACUGAAAUCUUCAUGACAUAAUGUUGAUGCUGGUGAAAGAGGAGCUUGAGAAGAUGACAGAUCCACAACCAUUCAGAAUAAAGCAAGAAGAUAUUGAGGAACAAAUAGAUAUGAUGGAAGUGAAAGAGGAGAGUCAAGCUGAAGUGGAUGAGAAACAUCAGAUUGUAAAAAUAAACCAUAAUGUUUCACAAAAAGAAACUCUGAAGACAGAAGACAUAAAGUGUGAAAAUAGUUUCAGUGAAGAUGAACGCCCUGAAGAUCACAAGAGGACUCACAGUGAGGAGAAACCUUUCAGAUGUCAACAGUGUGGAAAGAGUUUCAGAAGAAAAGAGAACCUUAAAGCACACAUGAGGAUUCACACCAGAGAGAAACCACACCCGUGCCAUCACUGUGAAAAGAGUUUUACAACUGCAGGUAACCUUAAGACACAUUUGAGGAUUCACACUGGAGAGAAACCUUACACUUGUCAUCAAUGUGAAAAGAGUUUUACAACUGCACGUAACCUUAAGAUACAUUUGAGGAUUCACACCGGAGAGAAACCUUACACUUGUCAUCAAUGUGCAAAGAGUUUUUCUGUUGAAAGUAACCUUAAGGUACACGCGAGGAUUCAUACUGGAGAGAAACUAUUUGUGUGUCAUGAGUGUGGAAAGAGUUUUAUAUCUGCAGGUGAACUUAAAAAACACAUGAGGUCUCACACCGGAGAGAAACCUUACACUUGUCAUCAGUGUGGAAAGAGUUUUAGAACAAAAGCUUACCAUAACAUACACAUGAGGAUUCACACUGGAGAGAAACGAUACGUGUGCCAUCACUGUGGAAAGAGUUUUAUAACUGCAGGUGAACUUAAGGUACACAUGAGGAUUCACACCGGAGAGAAACCUUCGACUUGUCAUCAAUGUGGAAAGAGUUUUUCUAAUGAAAGUAACCUUAAAAUACAUGCAAGAAUUCACACUGGAGAAAAACCUUACAGAUGCCAUGAGUGUGAAAAAUGUUUCAGAAGCAAAAGUAACCUGAAAACACACAAGAAAAUUCACAAAGCAGAGAAACUUCACUCAUGUUCUCAGUGUGAAAAAAGUUUCAUUGAUAAAUGUGGACUUGAGACUCACAUGAGAAUUCACACUCGAUAGAAAUCAUUCAUGUGUCAACAGUGUGGAUAUGACAACAAAGUUUAGAAAUCAGCUGAGGUCUUAUUAAUAAAACUGUCUGGAGGAUCCUUACUAAAAGUCUACAUGCACACAAAAGCCCAAAAUCUCUGUACUUGUGUUCUUGUGGGCGUGUAAUGGCCGAUUCACACCGGCUGCGUGGCGUGUGCGUCUCAGCUGCGUGGCGUGUCCGUUUUUAUUUAGGCUCCCAUGUUAGCAGGUUUGACAGUUCACACCGCCUGCAUGACACGCACGUCUCAGGCGCGGCUCGAGCCGCGCCAAAAACGCGUGCAUGCUAGGAAUAGGACCGACGCCUAUUUUUCACGCCACACGCAAGCGUCUUGGAAGCGUUUCCAGGCAAAAUAUAUGUCACCUAUAGCAACAGCAGCGCGUCAGCGCUGCAUCAGGCAUGAUUCUGGUAUGUACAGACACAGAAAACGCGACGCAGCCGCCACGCAACUGAUAUGCAACAGGUAAGCCACGCAGCCGGUGUGAAUCAGCCCUAAAACGUCAUCAGUCACGGCCCAAGUACUGCUCCAAUUCCAACUUUGCAUCGUGCCAAGUGACUUGUGUGGACUUAUGACAGCCAAGUUUCCCAGAAUGCAUUUUGCAUCAGCGCCAAUGAAGCUUAAAACCUGCACAAUAUUUGAAAUAUUACUCUUUCUGUGUCAUAAAAUGUAGCUGUUUAGUCAAGAAUAUAGAUGGAUAAACUUUAAAUCUGUGGUCAGAUAGUAAAGAUAGUGCCUAUAUUAAAGAUUUUGGAUAU